AACGACGGUGGGGGCGCCUUUGUCCCGCAGAGGCAGCGGCGAGAAGGGAGCGGAGCGGCCGGACGGGAGCGGCCGGGAACGGGAGCGGGGCUGGGCCAGGCCGGGCCGGGCCGGGCGGUGGCAGCGCUCCCCUUCCCCUUCCGCGCGGCCGCACUAUGACUCUGGAGGAGCUGCCUGGCGACCAGCGCACCGCCGGCAGGAUGGAGCAGGCGGGGGACGCGCUGGAGGAGGUGCUGAGCAAGGCGCUGAGCCAGCGGAGCCUCACCCUGGGUGUCUACGAGGCGGCCAAGCUGCUCAACGUCGACCCUGACAACGUGGUGCUGUGCCUUCUGGCCGCCGACGAGGAAGAAGAAGGAGACGCGGCGCUGCAAAUCCACUUCACCUUAAUCCAAGCUUUCUGCUGCGAGAACGACAUCAACAUCCUGAGGGUCAGCAACCCGGCUCGCUUGGCCCAGUUGUUGCUGCCCGACGGCGGUCCUGAACCACCCACUGAUCUCCAUUGCGUCUUGGUCACGAAUCCCCACGCCUCCCAAUGGAAGGAUCCAGCGCUGAGUCAGCUGAUGUGUUUCUGCCGGGAGAGUCGCUACAUGGAUCAGUGGGUGCCGGUGAUCAACCUCCCCGAGCGGUGACCGCGUCCCAAACCUCACGAAAUCCUUCUUCUUAUUUUGUUAUUAUUAUUAUUAGUUUUUUUUUUUCCAAACCCGUUGCUCAGGAAUUGAUCGACCUCCACCCGGAUCGAAGAAGACGGGAGGGAGGGGAGAGGGAAGCAAAAAAAAAAAAAAAAAAAAAAAAAAACCCCGAAAAAAAAAAAAAAAAAGGGAUUUAAUAAUAAUUAAGCUGAUGUCACGUUGACCGCCGAGGUGUUGGAAAGGAGCACGGAAGCGGAGCUGGAAGAGCCAACCCCCGGAGCGGGGAUGUCGCGAUGCCGACCGCCCCUUGGGCUGUUUUUUUUUUUUUUUUUUUUUGCUUUUUCCAAGUGCGACUUGCACGGUUUCUGGUUGAAUUCCCUUCCCGGGAGCUCCACGAGGUUAAUCGGGACGCUUCACAAACGAUUUUAUUGUAUUUUUUGGGAUGUUGAUUCUCAAGUUUUUAAUGCUAAGAUAUAUAAUAAGUUAUUUUAUGAUAUUGAUGGGGGGGGGGGGGGGGGCAAAUUAUUUAUACUCUGAGGUUUGAGAACCGGACUACCCUCGAGCAGUUGGUCCACAACCGCACGUCUUUUAGCUGCUGCUGAAAGCAGCCACGGUGAUGUAAUAGUUGGAAAUCGGACGACGCUUUGUUUUUUGGGGGGGGGUUGUUUUUUGAAAUAAAGUUUUGACUCUGC
Messenger RNA from Numida meleagris (helmeted guineafowl), 1321 nucleotides. It is a transcript of the gene GADD45A, whose product is annotated as growth arrest and DNA damage inducible alpha. Gene Ontology annotation, cellular component: nucleus; cytoplasm. The record is from RefSeq and is a predicted model, not a curated record. The transcript has 4 exons. The coding region runs from base 156 to 629 and encodes 157 amino acids. Gene Ontology annotation, biological process: regulation of cell cycle. Lineage: Eukaryota; Metazoa; Chordata; Aves; Galliformes; Numididae.